AUGGCCUCUCCAAUCCCCCGGGGCCUGCGCCAGGUCCUCCAGAAAUCUCCCUCGGACAUUGUCAUUCUCUCUUCCCUCCGUACCCCGGUCACCCGUGCGAAGAAGGGCGGCUUCAAGGACGCCUAUCCCGAAGAGCUGCUCGCUCACGUCCUCCGGGCUACUUUGGAGGCGAACCCGAACCUCGACCCUGCUCUCAUUGACGAUGUCGCCAUCGGUUCCGUUCUCCAGGAACUCGGCGGUGCGAAGGCUGGCCGUAUGGCUCAAAUCCACGCCGGCUUCCCCCACAGCGUGCCUUUCCACACGAUCAACAGACAGUGCUCCUCCGGUCUGGCUGCUAUCUCCACUAUCGGAAACGGAAUCCGCUCCGGAGCGAUUAACGUCGGUAUCGGUGGUGGAAUGGAGUCCAUGACCAGAAACUAUGGCUCCCGCGCCAUCCCCACGGUUCUCUGGCCCGAGCUGAAGGAGUCUCACUCCCAGGACGCCCGUGACUGCAUUAUGCCCAUGGGUAUCACCUCCGAGAACGUUGCUUCGCGCUACGGCAUCUCCCGUGCCGACCAGGACGCGUUCGCUGCCGAGUCCCACAAGAAGGCUACUGCCGCCCAGAACGCCGGUCUGUUCGACAAGGAAAUCAUCCCCGUCAAGACCCUCUCCUAUGACCCCGAGAACCCCGAUGCUCCUCCCAAGGAGAUUACCGUGACCAAGGACGACGGUGUCCGCCCCAACAUCUCGGUUGAGAAGAUGGCUAGCCUGAAGCCCGCUUUCUCUCCCACCGGUGCUAGUACCGCUGGAAACAGCUCCCAGGUCAGCGACGGUGCGGCUGCCGCUCUGCUCAUGCGCCGCUCUACUGCUACCGAGCUCGGCCUGACCUCUCAGAUCCAGGGCCGCUGGGUUGGCACUGCCGUUGCGGGCUGUGCUCCCGACGAGAUGGGUGUCGGCCCUGCCGUUGCUAUCCCCAAGCUCCUUCAGCAGCUUGACAUGACCGUCUCAGAUGUUAACGUCUGGGAAAUCAACGAGGCUUUCGCCUCCCAGGCCCUGUACUCUAUCCGCAAGCUGGGUAUUGACGAGGCCAAGGUGAACCCUAAGGGUGGUGCCAUCGCUAUCGGUCACCCUCUUGGUGCCACCGGUGCCAGACAGCUUGCCACUCUGCUGCCUGAGUUGGAGCGUACCGGCCAGGAAGUCGGUGUUGUGAGCAUGUGCAUUGGCACUGGUAUGGGCAUGGCUGGCAUGUUCGUCCGGGAGUAA
Molecule: messenger RNA, 1242 nt
Organism: Aspergillus niger
Lineage: Eukaryota; Fungi; Ascomycota; Eurotiomycetes; Eurotiales; Aspergillaceae
Exons: 1
Coding region: 1-1242 (413 amino acids)
Biological process (GO): fatty acid beta-oxidation; phenylacetate catabolic process
Cellular component (GO): peroxisome
Molecular function (GO): acetyl-CoA C-acyltransferase activity
Source: RefSeq, a predicted model, not a curated record